UAUUUUUAUAAAAGAUUUUGGUUGAAAGUUGAAACCCAAAAUAAACAGAAAAAUUUACAGAAUGUAGCUAACGCACAAAGAAAUGUUUUAUUUUUUAAUCUAAAAAAAUGGAAAGAAGUAAUUCAAAUUCAUGUAGGUCAAGCUGGUGUUCAAUUGGGAAAUGCAUGUUGGGAAUUGUAUUGCAUUGAACAUGGCAUAAGACCUGACGGAAUAUUAGAAAACAGAGAUGAUGAUAGCUGGGAAUCGUUUUUCAGUCAUACCGGAGCUGGAAAAGUGGUUCCUAGAGUCGUUAUGAUAGAUUUAGAGACAACUCCAAUAGAUGAAAUAAGAACCGGCACAUAUAGGCAACUGUUUCGUCCAUCCUCUUUAUUGACUGGUAAAGAAGAUGCAGCCAGCAACUUUGCUCGUGGUUAUUUCGGUAUUGGGCGAGAAAUGAUUGAUUUAACCUUGAACCAUAUAAGAUUGGCGGCCGAAGACUGCAACAGUUUGCAAGGCUUUAUAAUAUUUCGAGCUUUCGGAGGUGGAACUGGAUCAGGAUUUACCGCCCUUUUGCUGGAUGGUCUAUCAAGGGAUUAUGGAAAGCUUUCAAAAGUUGAGUACGCCAUUUAUCCUGCGCCAAAAAUUUCACCUAUAAUAGUUGAACCGUAUAACGCUGUAAUGACUACACAUGCUUGUAUGGAUACAGCAGAUGUUUGCUUUAUAUUUGACAAUGAAGCUUUGUAUAAUAUAUUAGCAAGAUUACUUGAUGUGCCGCGACCAACAUAUACAAAUUUGAAUAGGCUUAUUGCUCAGGUAGUAUCUUGUAUGACGGCAUCGUUGAGAUUCGAAGGUUCCUUGAAUGUUGAGCUGGUAGAGUUUAGAACGAAUUUAAUUCCGUAUCCAAGGAUCCAUUUUCCAUUAGUCACUUUUGCUCCAUUCGUUUCUCCCUCUAAGUGUUUUUACAAGACCAUGACCACGCAUCAGUUGAUGAUGUCCUGUUUUGAGCCAUCUAACCAAAUGAUAAAGUGCGAUCCUAGGAAUGGAAAUUACAUGGCGUGUUGUUUGCUGUUUAGAGGAGAUAUUAAUCCCAAUGAUAUUAAUUCGGCUAUAAAUCAUAUAAAAAGUGCACGGUCUGUUCAUUUUGUGCCUUGGUCUCCAACUGGAUUUAAGAUAGGUGUAAAUUAUCAGCCUCCUGCCACAGUACCGGGUGGUGAUUUAGCAGCGUUGCAAAGAGCAGUAGUUAUGGUCUCCAACUCUUCGGCAGUCCGCAUUGCUUGGGAACGCAUUUGCAAAAAAUUUUCUUUAAUGUACGCGAAACGAGCAUUCGUACAUCACUUCGUAGGAGAAGGCCUUGAAGAAGAAGAAUUCAAAAACGCUAUACACAACAUAAAAGCAUUAUCUAACGAUUACAGAGAAAUGGAAACAUGAAAUGUCAAAAUAUGAAAUUUUAAAUGAGUUUGAAAUAAACAAAUGUUUAUGUACCCUUAUCAACAAUAUAUAUGUACAGAUGAUAUAUAAAAACAUA
Molecule: messenger RNA, 1504 nt
Organism: Pararge aegeria (speckled wood butterfly)
Lineage: Eukaryota; Metazoa; Arthropoda; Insecta; Lepidoptera; Nymphalidae
Product: tubulin alpha chain-like
Exons: 5
Coding region: 292-1407 (371 amino acids)
Biological process (GO): microtubule cytoskeleton organization; mitotic cell cycle
Cellular component (GO): cytoplasm; microtubule
Molecular function (GO): structural constituent of cytoskeleton; GTP binding
Source: RefSeq, a predicted model, not a curated record